UCUUGCCGGGAUCCACCGCUCUUUCUCUUUUCUAACUUGUUAUAUCACUCAAUUGAAUCUCAGCCUAUAAAUUUCAAGCGUACCAAAGCACACAAAGAAUAUCUAUAGCCCUUCAAGGUUUGAACUAUAUAAAAUUCCACACACAACCAAAUGUUACUCUGAAUUCAUGCAGGAGGAAUGAACUUGGUUUGUUGAAGCAGCAGGGGAAGCAUGUUCAAGCUACCCCCAUUUCACAAGCCCCAAACCAGGUAAACAUUCUUUCUUUCGAAAAACGGAUGUGUGUGUGUGUUUAUACAUACGUAUACGUAUAUAUAACACCGAAAAUUCUGAGCCGAGAAUGCCAACCCAAAAUGGCCUACGCUUGCAUGACCUUGUUAGCUGUUCUCAUGGCACUCAUAUCCUCAACCAGAGCCCAGAACAAUUUUCCUCCCAUAAACCAUGACCUUCUAGUUGCCACACAAGAGAUGCAGAUGGCCAAGUACUUCACCUUUGUCAUGCUAAUCAACAUGGCCCCUGGAUCCCUAACUCAAGGCAAUGUCACUUUCUUGGUGCCCAACGACUGGACGCUAGCACAAACCCCGAUUUCAGAAAGCGACGUAGUAGAUUUCUUACUACGUCAUUCGAUCCCUUCCCCUCUGCUUUUCGAGCACCUAGUACGAAUCCCAACAGGUUCCGUUAUUCCAACAGGAAAACCUGAUUUCUUGCUCAGGAUUUUCAACAAUGGAAUGAGGAGUUUUUACCUAAACAACGUCCGAAUCAUUAGCCCUGAUAUAUGCACUAAAGGGUCUUCCUUUAGAUGCCAUGGCAUAGAUAGGGUGGUGCAAGCCAUAAUGGUACCAGGGCACAACCACCCUCCACUUCCUCCACCUAGUGCUUCUAAUAGUUCAAGUCCUGCAGCUGCCCCUCCCACCCUGUGGCCAUCACCGGCACCACACCCACCUGCACCUCCCCCCCUGUGGCCAUCGCCUGCGCCACACCCAUCUGCCCCUCCCGCCCUGUGGCCAUCACCGGCACCACACCCACCUUCACCUCCCCCCCUGUGGCCAUCACCGGCGCCACUCCCACCUGCCCCUCCUGCCCUGUGGCCAUCACCGGCGCCACAACCAUUGGGUGGGGUUGGUGUGCCUCCUUUAAAUAUCCCACCACCAUCUCCACCGGCUCAGAAUGGGGGGCCAUUGAAAUCAGGCUCUUCUCAGCCGCCGCCUUGUGGAGGAUUGCCGUUGGGAUUUAUGAUCACAUGGCUAAUAUUUUCAAGACAGAAGUUCUGAUCUAUGUGAAGAAUAACAGAAAGCAUAUUGAAAAAAAAAUGGUGCUCAUCAGAAUCAAGAGUGUUGGCACCUGUACAAUAUUGGUCGAGUCAAUUUCAUGUUUCUUUACAAAAUGGUUAUCAGUUCUAUAGAAAUCACAUGUGUUGUGUAUAGCGGAUUGCCCGUGCCUAUGUGCACUUUCAACAUAAUUUUAUACUCUCUUAUUAAUUUCCGUGCAUGAACA
Messenger RNA from Rhododendron vialii, 1491 nucleotides. Its product is annotated as formin-like protein 20. The record is from RefSeq and is a predicted model, not a curated record. The transcript has a single exon. Lineage: Eukaryota; Viridiplantae; Streptophyta; Magnoliopsida; Ericales; Ericaceae. The coding region runs from base 276 to 1268 and encodes 330 amino acids.